Trichosurus vulpecula (common brushtail) is the source of this 2599-nucleotide messenger RNA. It is a transcript of the gene RNF146, whose product is annotated as ring finger protein 146. NCBI's taxonomy places the organism in Eukaryota, Metazoa, Chordata, Mammalia, Diprotodontia, Phalangeridae. The coding region runs from base 800 to 1870 and encodes 356 amino acids. Gene Ontology annotation, biological process: Wnt signaling pathway; ubiquitin-dependent protein catabolic process. The record is from RefSeq and is a predicted model, not a curated record. Gene Ontology annotation, cellular component: nucleus; cytoplasm. The transcript is spliced from 5 exons. Gene Ontology annotation, molecular function: poly-ADP-D-ribose binding; ubiquitin protein ligase activity; zinc ion binding.
GAGGCCGGGGCGGUGUCGGCCUCGGCCCGGGAGGGCUUAUUGGUGGUGGUGGUGGGAGUACGCUAAGUCCCCCGGGCCGUGGGCUGCGGGUAGCCCAGGGUUGGGGUAGGCGCUGUCUCCUGGGACGUCACCCCACCCUCCCUCCAGCUCGGGGUACGUUUUCGUCCCUGACCUGGGUCUAUAAUAUUGUGACCAAGGCCCGGAAUAUGGUUCCGGACGCGAUCUUGUUAUUGGUUUGGAGAAACUAGUGCUAAUUGCCCCUUCCCCCCUCCUCCCUUUCUUUUGCCUGUGCUGCCCAGAGCUCCGCAUCCAUCCCUGGGGAGGCUGCUCGCUCGCCCGCCCACUUCCCUUUCCCAGUUCUAUCUCGCUUUGCGGACUCGCAGACCUUUGUUUUGGUGGGAGUUGAAGCAAGCAGCUGAUCAGUCUUUGAGAAAACUGCCGAAAUUCAGAAUUCACCUGGUGCUUCAAAACACAAAAUAUGCUUUUGGAUCCUAGGCUUUCUCUAGCUUGUUUUGUUCUCUGAAGGCCUCUGGAGAAAGGCAGAUUUUGAGGGUGCGGGGAGAUGGAACAGUCUUCAUGGGUAAAAUUUGAAGAUGUAGCUUUGAUGGAAACGACAACAUUGUCAUCUUUAAGUUAACUGGUGAUAUGUCAAUAAUGCUAGUUCACAGAGAAAUUAAUGCAAAUAGGGCCUCCCUUUGCAGCACAAAGAAUGAACCAAUAGUGAGGAAAAAGUGCUUUAACUUGACUACCUGCCUGUGAAGAGGAUGUUUUAUUCUUAUAACAGACAUCAGUGGGGUCUAUGAUAGAAACGAUGGCCGGCUGUGGUGAAAUUGAUCACACAAUAAACAUGCUUCCCACAAACAGAAAGGCAAAUGAGUCCUGUUCCAAUGCUGGACCUUCUCUUACUGUCCCUGAAUGUGCCAUCUGUCUGCAAACAUGUGUUCACCCAGUCAGUCUUCCGUGUAAGCAUGUAUUCUGCUAUUUGUGUGUAAAGGGAGCUUCAUGGCUUGGAAAGCGAUGUGCACUCUGUCGGCAGGAGAUUCCUGAGGACUUUCUUGACAAGCCAACCUUGUUAUCACCAGAGGAACUAAAAGCAGCAAGUAGAGGCAAUGGAGAAUAUGCCUGGUAUUAUGAAGGAAGAAAUGGGUGGUGGCAGUAUGAUGAACGCACCAGCAGGGAGUUGGAAGAUGCUUUCUCCAAAGGUAAAAAGAGCACUGAAAUGUUAAUUGCUGGGUUUCUGUAUGUUGCUGAUCUUGAAAACAUGGUUCAAUACAGGAGAAACGAACAUGGACGACGUAGGAAAAUUAAACGGGAUAUAAUAGAUAUACCAAAGAAGGGAGUAGCUGGACUUAGGCUGGACUGUGACUCUACUGCGGUUAACUUAGCAAGAGAGAGCUCUGCAGAUGGAGCGGACAAUAUAUCAGCCCAGGCUGGGGCUUCUGUGCUGCCUCUAGUGUCUACUUCUGUUAGGCCCUUAACUUCACUAGAUGGCCAGUUAACAAGCCCUGCAACACCUUCGCCUGAUGCAAGCACUUCUCUAGAGGACUCUUUUGCUCAUUUGCAAAUCAGUGGAGACAGCAUGGCCGAAAGGAGUCACAGGGGAGAGGGAGAGGAAGACCAUGAAUUACUAUCUUCAGGCAGGGUACCAGCACCAGAUGCCUCCAUUGAGGAAACCGAAUCAGAUGCUAGUAGUGAUAGUGAGGAUGUAUCUACUCACAUUGCACAACACUUAUCUUUGACUCAGCAGAGACAUUUGGUUCCAAAUGUAAAUCAGAUAGCAGCUGAUAGACCUGCAGCAGGGGGUGGAGCAGUGAGUGCCAGUGUCAGGUCUAGAAGACCUGAUGGACAGUGCACAGUAACUGAAGUUUAAAGAUUUUUGUCAGCCACAUGUUCAAGAAUACAAGUACAUCUGUAAUGGUAUCUGUAAAUUUCUGCCCAUGAGACAUUACACUCAUCCCCUAGUAGUGUAUUUUGGGGUUAGGGGGUGGGAAAGGGGAAUGGGAAGAAUUGGCCUGUAACUAAAACGUCUAGUAUGUCUCUGGAAAAUUUAUUUAAAAGUCAGGAACUUGGGUGUUGAUAGUUGAAAGCUACUUAGCAAUACCCAGUUUUUCUUCUAAAAGUCUUUUUAUUUUGUAGUGGGGUUUUUUUGUUUUUGUUUUUGAGAUCCUCAAUCCUUUUGGCCACUGUGUAUUUCUCUGCAUUAACUGUCUUCAUUAUCUGACUGUUGCAUUGUGUCUUAUUUCUCUGCAUGGAUCGACAUAUGGAAAGAACACUAAAUUUGGGAGCAAAUAUGAGAAUGCUGGUUAUUGAUAAGAGCAGGAUGCUUAAUUUAAUAUGAAAAUAGAUUAUGUUGGAAGUUAUGAGGGAUAUUUUAAAUAGGCAAACAGCAACCAUUUUAUCUUGCAAGUUCUUAAAAUGAAAAUGUAAACAGCUAAUAACUUCUGUUCGAAAAUCCUGACUGUAACAUACAUUGUAGUGUUCCCAUAAGCUUUGCUGUCUAGUCCUUGUAGUUUGAGGUUUCUCCUAAUCUGUCUCAUCUUUUUCUUUUCUUCUUUUUUUGUUACAAAAUUUAUAAUUUAAUAAAUAGUACAGUUUGUCA